AUGGUUCACGCUACGAGGUGGUACAACCUGUACGUUGCCGUAGUUGCGGCCCUGUGCAUGGUACUCUACGGUUACGAUGCCUCCGUCUACAACUCCCUUCAGGGAUCCGACAACUGGUUCGAGUGGGUGGGCUUGGACAGGGAGAAUACGCAAAUGAUCGGCUUGAUCAACACAUCCUAUACCAUCGGUGCCAUUGUCGCUGGUUUCUUCCUCGGUGGUCCCACCGCCGAUUACCUCGGCCGUCGUUGGGGCAUGUUCAUCGGCUGCGCCCUUACCAUCAUUGCCACCAUGAUGCAGACAUUCACGCCCAAGGGCAAGAUCUCUGUCUUCAUUGUCGGCCGUGUCAUCAUCGGUAUUGGUCAAGGUCUCGCUCUCACUGCUGCCCCUGUCUACAUCGGCGAGGUCGUCCCCGCGAACAUUCGUGGUAUGGUCAUGACCAUCUGGCAGAUGAACUACUCUGUCGGUAGCUUCAUCGCUUACUGGAUCAACUUCGCCUGUUCCAAGCACCGCGAGAGCCUCGGAGAGUGGGAUUGGAAGAUGGUUGUCAUCUUCCAGGCCAUGAUCCCCACUCUGAUCUGCAUCGCUAUCAUGUUCAUCCCCGAGAGCCCCCGCUGGCACAUCCAGAAGAACGGCAAUGUCGAGGCCGCCCGUGCUUCUCUCGCCAAGAUCCGUGCCACCGAGGCUGAGGUUGAGGAGGAGCUCCACACUAUCCGCAGCGCCAUCGAGUACGAGAAGGAGGCCAUUGGCGGCAUCAGCUACACUGCUCUGUUCAAGGACCCCUCCAUCCGCAAGCGUCUCCUGCUCUGCUCGUGCCUGAACGUUGGCCAGCAGCUCACCGGCCAGGGUACUCUGAACACCUACUCCACCUCGAUCUACAAGCAGGUCUGGAGCGACAACACAACCAUCAACCUGAUCAACGCCCUCAACGCCACCUUUGCCAUCUUCUUCACCUUGAACGCCAUGUGGACUUCUGACCGUUUCGGCCGCCGCUGGCUAUUCAUGGUUGGUUCCGCUGGUAUGGCCAUGUGCAUGCUCAUCGUCCCCAUCAUUGGCCUCAAGACCCCGAACCACUUGUCGCCCACCGGAAAGCCCGUCAAGUCUGAGCCCGUCGGUAUCUCCAUCGUCUUCAUGCUGUUCCUCUUCGCCUUCUUCUACAAGCCUACUUGGGGAGCCACGACUUGGAUCUAUACCAGCGAAGUCUUCAGCAUGAACGUCCGCGCCCAGGCCGUCGGCAUGUGCUCGCAGAUGCAGAACGUCGCCAACACCAUCUUCCAGCAGUUCUUCCCCACCUUCCUCAAGAACGAGGGCCUCAAGUGCCUCUUCUUCUUUAUGGCCAUCAACCUUGUCCUGGGAGUUUUCGUCUACUUCUGCAUCCCCGAGACGAAGCAGAUCCCCCUCGAGGAGAUCGACACCAUCUUCGGCGGCGCCAACCACACCGAGAAGGGAGCCGACAUGCUCCACGGCGAGCCCCACUAUGCCGGAGCCGACAGCACUGCCCCCGUCACCGAGCUCAAGGACGGCUCGGAGGUGCAGCAGACCGAGGCCCGCAAGCAGAUCGUUUGA
Messenger RNA from Verticillium nonalfalfae, 1563 nucleotides. RefSeq lists its product as uncharacterized. The coding region runs from base 1 to 1563 and encodes 520 amino acids. Gene Ontology annotation, cellular component: membrane. Lineage: Eukaryota; Fungi; Ascomycota; Sordariomycetes; Glomerellales; Plectosphaerellaceae. The transcript has 4 exons. The record is from RefSeq and is a predicted model, not a curated record. Gene Ontology annotation, biological process: transmembrane transport; carbohydrate transport. Gene Ontology annotation, molecular function: carbohydrate:proton symporter activity.